CAAAAUCCAGCUAUAGCUCAAAGUGAUCGCCUCUUUGGGCAUAUCUAUCUAAGACGAUUCUGCCCUUUAUCUCCCCUUGUACCACUUUUCUUGUUCUAUAAGGAUUUUUCUUGCCUGGCUCUCAGAUCUGUGAUUUAGUGAGUGUUCUGCUGCAGAAAAUAGAAGUUUUUCCUACAUGGCUGAAACACCCAUCUAUGACUCAUUUCGAUUGUCUUUGAAUGUCUUGUUUGCUUUUGUUUUUUGAUUAUUGACAGGCUCUAUGUGUUCUACGCAUGACACGGUUUAGGUGAUCUUUUUUUGUGUGUGUGUGUUUGUGUGUGUACUGGAAUUGUUUGAUUUUGCCAUACAAGGAUUUCUUGCAUUACAAGUGGUGGUAACUCCUAGGAGAAACCAUGAGUUGGACUCAUUAUAAAUGCUAAACGUCUCCGAGCUUGGAGCUACACUGUCUGUGGGAUUCAGUCAAGAGAUGACCACUGUGUCUAUGGAGCUCAUGGAGAAGAUUUCCAAUGUCACUGAGACCCCAGUAGAAGCUUCUACUGAAAACAUGGCUGCAACCUUCACUAUUGGCACCAUCCUGUCCUUAAUGUGUCUGGUGGGCGUGUCUGGAAAUAUCUACACCCUAGUGGUCAUGUGUCACUCUAUGCGUUCAGCUGCCUCUAUGUACAUCUACAUCAUCAACCUGGCACUAGCCGAUCUACUUUACUUACUUACUAUUCCAUUUGUGGUAUGUACACAUUUCCUAAAGGGAUGGUACUUUGGAGAUGCCGGGUGUCGAAUCCUCAUUAGUAUGGAUUUCCUCACCAUGCACGCUAGCAUCUUCACACUAACUGUAAUGAGUACAGAACGUUACUUUGCCGUCCUCAAGCCAUUAGAUACAGUCAAACGCUCUAAGAGCUACCGUAAGGCAAUCGCCCUGCUAGUGUGGACGGCCUCCCUGAUUCUCACUUUACCCAUGAUCAUUGGUGUCCAGCUGAUGACCGAGAGCUCCAAGCCAAUGUGUCAACCCACAUUGAGCCCACUCUCUUAUAAAAUCUACAUUUCCUUUCUCUUUGGAACCAGCAUUGUGGCUCCAGGAGUCAUAAUUGGCUACUUGUAUAUACGCCUCGCACGCACCUACUGGAUCUCCCAGACCGAGACCUUCAAGCAGACCAAGAAGCUCCCAAACCAGAAGGUCCUAUAUCUUAUCUUCACCAUUGUGCUCCUCUUCUGGGCCUGCUUCCUACCUUUUUGGAUCUGGCAGCUUUUAGGUCAGUUCCACCCAGCACUGGCUCUCUCCACCAAGGCCAAGCGCAACAUUAACUAUCUGACCACUUGUCUGACCUACAGCAACAGUUGCAUUAAUCCAUUCCUCUACACCCUGCUUACCAAGAAUUACAAGGAGUACCUCCACAAAAGACAGAGGACAUGGACAGCUGGCAGCUACUUCAACAGGCGAAACCGCUUCCAGAGGUCACCAAGACGCUCAUUGUCCUCCAGCAGUCAGCAGUGUACGGAGAGCUUUGUGCUUGCACACACUUCCAGCACCAAUAACAGCAGUCUUUGAGGUGAAGAUGACUGUCUGGGGCAGGACAAGUGCAAAGUAAGCCAAGAAGGCUGGUAUCUCCCUUCUCUGAGCAGAAGAGGGAUAAAAGAGGAGUAGGAGCAGAGCAGACAAGAGAAGCAAAGCAAGAUAUCGCAAGAAAGUUUCUUCUAUCUACGAAAAGUGUCCCCACAGUAAAAGGUCAAUGUGGGGUUGGAGUUGCCAUCACCUUACCAGUUGAUCAGUUUCAAUCAUGGACGAAUCUUAAGGGAGGAAACCAAUUAUUACUUCAUUAGUUUCCCCAGACUCUGGGAUAUUAUCACUGUGAACUGCAGUUCAAAUAAAAUGCUGCCCUUCUUAUUUUGCUCAUCCAUCACACUUUGUCUUCAAGGAUCAAAUUUCAUAACAAGGCAAUUACCAACAGAGGACAACUUUGAUCUCCCCCUCACCAAGUGACUCACUUUGAUGAGUAUCAUUUCCUUCAAAUACAGUAACUGCAAUAGAAGCUAUCAAAAUGGUUCCAAACACGAUUCUGUGAGUUCCUGCGAAAGAUCACAUUAAACAGGAGGGGUAUUUCCUUGUGCAAAAUCUAUAACUCUCAUUUUAAUAAAGUUUGCGGCUCUGUUUGAUCAUAUGCCGUAUAUUUGACAGCUAAGCUAUUCUAUUCAGUUUGUCUUUAAUGAUUUAAUUAAUUUAAUUGUAGGCUCCUUAGUGGCAUUGUAGCCAUGGAUUGCCCUAUAUAACACUGUGGGAAGAAAUCCAGAAUACUUAUUUUUAUUUUACCGCUGUAUUCCAUUACCUGGCAGUGGCAGAACUAGAGUUUUAUACAUGGGAUGGCCAGGGGGUUGCCAAGGCUACUUCAGGGGGUCCAUAGACCAUGACAGAAAAUUAGUGUCCUAACCCUAACCUGGCAUCUAAGGAGCAUGAAUGAAUCCCAUGAUUGCUGAUUAGAGGUAGAAGUGAUAAUUCACUUAACCCGGAAUUCUUCAAUGUGGCAGAUAGUGUGGUCCAAAAGGGUUACUUCACUAGAAUUCUUUAACAUACUAUGAAUAAUCAGUGUCUCUACCACAAGAUAAUUUCUGUAGUCCAGACCAUGUUUUUCAAGGCAAUCAAUUAUCAUUUUUGCGAGACCUGCUGCGACUAAGCUUUCAGCUGACAGAAAGUGUAAAAAGCUUUUGUGGAUGGCCCCGUUGUAAUAGUACCUCACAACUAAAGACAUUUGUUCUUUUUUAUUUAAAUCUUUGGUUUCAUCUGCAAUUAUACUAAAAAACUUUCUUUUACUUCUCUUAUUAUUUCACUUUGUACCAUCUCAGCUAAGCCCUCAAGAAAUUCAUUCUGGAUUUGGUGGCCUGUGUACUUAGCAUUGCCACAUGCAUUCAUCCUUUUCUCUAUGAGAGUGUCAUGCUUAUCUAUUUAUUCUAAGAUUGUCAAAAAAUUACACUUGUUGUGAGAGUCAUCAGACUCUCAAUGACCUCUCUGCGCUAUAUUUUGAGUGGCAGUUGAUAGGAGCACAUCUGCAAUUGUUUUAAUGUAAGUACUGUUUUCCUACACUUUCUUUUUCUGGUCAUCAUUCAUGACAUCUAACAUUGAUGAGUUGCUGUCAAUAUCCUUUUUAUGCUGAUUCCAAGCAUACAUAGCAUUGAUACGAUGCUCUGCCUUUAAAUGGAUCUUAAACCCAGAAUCUUUAAACAGUGCCUUUUGUUACAAAAACCUGACUGUGAUGUGAAGGCAGAUUCAGGUGUAUUGGGCAGAUGCGAAACAAUAAGUCGAAUCUUGACUUACAGAAUAUUCAAGCCAUGAAUUGUCCUUAUACCAGGAGCUGUUGAAAGCCCUUUUCCUAGUAUCAUGCUGAGUUAUGGGAAAUGUUUUUAAGCAAGGCUGUACAGGACACUCUUCUCUGGAUCUUGACAUUUCUGAAAUACACGUUAAAUACUGUGUCAUAUCUCUAUGGAAAUGUACAGUAUAAUUAAGGGAUCCACAAGAUUAGAUACUAACAGCUGCUAACUAAAAUGUGUAGUUUAAAGUAUAUGGUAAAUGGUAAAUGGUCUGCACUUAUAUAGCGCUUUUAUUUUUAAACUUAGUGGUUCCAAAGCGCUUUACACUGUGACACAUUCACCCAUUCACGCACACACUCACACACCAAUGAUGGCCUGGCCUAUCAUUUGAUCAUUUUGGAACAGCAUAUCUGGUGCUUGAUGCAGUUGGGAGGGGCUCGAUGACAUCUCCUGGCAGCUCUGGCUCACUAUCUUGCUCAGAGCCUGAGGUCUCUGUGUCAUCCCUUGAUGCAUCUAUUACAUUAAAAUAACACAAGAACCAUUAGUAUAUAAUAACAAUAAAAAUGCCACAGCCAUCAAAACAAGAACACACAUGAAUCAACAACCAACAUUUUAAAGUGAGGCUUAAUCUGACAAAAUAAACUAUUACAAGCUGAAGCUAAACUUAAAUUCUGAACUGGGCAUGUGACUGACUGCCUGGUAGAUGCUCUUACCUGGUGGUUGUAGACUGUGUCCUUGUGAAGUCUAACUACACUGACUCUGACUAGCUUCAGGUAGGGAGCUGCUCUGGGGCCCGGUGGUGAUGCAAGGGCUGGGGUCUGUUUGCACCUGAUUUAUCUGUUUGUGCUUCUUUAAAAAGAAGCCUGAUAUCUCUCCCUUUCUUUUCAUGUUUAACUGACCCUAUGCAAAAGUAAGGCAGUCUAUGGUUACAUCUAAGUAUCCAAUUACCCACAUUUUAGUCCAAUCUCAAUCUUAAUUACAAAUCCCCAUUAUCAUAACUGUACCUUACAAAUCAACUACCAGCCUAGGUUACUAGUUAGGUCAUGGCUAGCCCUACACUGCAGUAAUUAACUUUGCUAGCUAUAAUUUCUUACACCUUUCUGAUAGCAAACAGGCUAUCUGCAAUUGUGAUAAUCUUUUGAGUAACAUUAACAGAUUGAUAAUAACAAUUGUUCGGUUUGAGUUCAAGUAUGAAAAUCUUUUUUUAGUUAAUGGAUUUCAAAUUGCUAAAUGUUAACUUGAUGAACACUGACAGCUGUAGCCUACUAGUUACCCCAUAUUAGCUAAACAUUCAUAUACUGUAACUUACGACACUGCACUGUAUAUGCAUGUAAGUGUAUUACUAGCACAGAUGUAAACAUAAUGUAUGUUAGGCUAAAUUGGGAACCAAUCUCUCUUAACUGAUUAACUGUCUAUUAAUGGAGCCAAAGGUCUAACGUUAACUUACACAGUGACUCAAUUUGUUCAGGAAACCUAAACCCGAUGCUAAACCUUAAAACUUACUUCAAAUAUGAUGUUUUAGCCAAUCGGGAAAAGAGCUCAUGGAGCUAUGGAAAUAUUCUCUCCUUCUUCUGUAUGUUCUUCUUAUUCUUCUGUAUCUCGCAACCAACGUUAAUAUUCUCUCUCCCUCGUCCUCGAUUUGAAAAAUGUGCCGUAGUGAUGGGUCAUUCAUGAACGAUUCAUUCAUUUUGAACUAAUCUUUUAUAUGACUCGGAAGAAUGAGUAGUCUCAGAUAGUGAUUAGUUCAUUUUGUCACAGCCACGCAUGUGCAAAAUCCGUGCUCGUGUUUCAUUCAUUUGGCACGGGGACAGCUCUGUACAGGAAACAGAACUGAUAAGUUCACCUGCCGAGUCUUUGGGUUUGAGUCUUUCGUUCAUCUUCCACAUGACGUGACAGUCUCAUAUGUACCCAUUGGCUCAGUACAGGAAACAGAAAUGAUUAGUUCACCUCCCGAGUCGGUCUUCUGGUACAAGUCAUUCACUGACAGCCAAGAAGUCUCUGUCUUGCAAACAGAAGUUACUUAAUACUUCUUAAUGCUCCCAACAAGCAGUUUGAGAUGCUUUAUUUUUGACCUUACAGUCACACAAAGUUUUUCUGGUCAAUAAUUGUAGCUUCUUUAUUUCUUGCAAUUCAUAUCUUUGUGAAUAUUUCUGUCAUGAUGUUUUUUCCCAUCCUGUUGAAUCUGGUAAUAAAGAGUAAUGUUUUAAACUUUGUAUGACUUUUAUCUUCUCGUCAGAAAAUAUAAUAGACUACAAGAGCUAUAAGGAAAGCCCAUAUUACUUACUUGUUUAUUGAGUUUAUUUUAAAUAAACUGUAAUUAAUUUUUCCUUCACGAUGCAUCCCUUCAUGGUAUUAAUUAUUUAUUUAUUUAUUCUUAUGUUCUUGUUGGGAAUAGACCCAAAUCAAGCAUUAAUUAUUUAUUAACUAAUUUUACACUUGGGAUAAAAUAUUGUGUCAACACUUCCUGCAUUAAAUACAUGAAAAUAAUUAAUCAUGACAAUUCUUAUAAUUUUAAAAAGUCAUUUAUUGUCAUACUGACAUGUACUGAUCAUGAUACAAACAACUGCAAUACACUGACUGUGAGCUGUAAAGAAAAAAAUUAUGAAAAAAGACCAGUAAUUGUCACACGUGAACGAAUGCUGAGCCUGGAGGUCACAUGUCAAAUGAACGAAGACUCAGAUCCGAACUCCGAAGAUCAACUCAGGAGAUGAAAUAAUCAAUUAUGUUUCCUGUACAGAGCCUAUGAGCACCUAUGAGGCUGUCACGUGUUAAAUGAACGAAAGACUCAACCGUCUCAGGAGGUUAACUAAUCAAUUCUGUUUCCUGUAGAGCCUAUGCGACUGUCACAUGAUGAUCGAAAUGACUUGAAUGAAAAGAUUUGUUCAUUUUGCUGAACGAGACUCAAAGAUCUAAGUCAGUAAAAUUAUUCAAUUUUCCCAUCACUAAUGCGCCACCGAACGUCAAAAUAAUUCUUCUUUCAACAAGAGGUGAAAUGAGAUGUCAAUAAGCAACAAACUGCCAGUAGCGAAUGAAAUUUUGGGGUGGCACCCGGGGUAGCCAAUCAGAUGUCAGGGGUGUAUAGUGCCACCCCAGACACUCCUCUGGCUCUGCCAGUGUUACCUGGGCCUGUUAGAUUUUUUCUGUAUAAUCAGUGAGGGCUCUGUCGCCACCAUCCUGUUUCCUAGACUCACAGAAUUUGAAGUUGACAAGAGUGGAGGCUUAUGUUGACCUUAUGCUGACCUGAGAUCUGUGUUCUCCACAGUUACAAUGCAGAGGAUGCUUGGCUUUGACUUUUAAUGAGUUAUGAAAGCAGGUGGCCUAGAUGGAGUUCAUAAAUGAUAUGCACAAUUUGAGAAUAGUAGAGUGAAACCGACCAAUUAGGCAACUUUAACUUUCUGACUCCCAAGGAAUUCAUCAUUUAUCUUCAAUGCACAAUGUCAAAAUGGUGCUUAUUAUAUUUGGACUCAGUAUUUGUUAAACACAAAAGAUAUACUGUACUACCCAUUAGAUGUAGUCUGCAUGUUGCUCUGAAAUGUUGAAUCAGAGCAAAUCAGAGAAAUUAACUAUUUUGUUUUGAUUCAAAGAUUAUAAAUAUACUACAUUUCAGUGGUGUUACAUGUUAAAUGUACAGAGUGUGGUAAAAAGAAUAUAGGAAGAUUGCUUGUAAAUAUUACAGCUAUAUUUAAGUUACAUUUUGUCUACACCUUUGUUUACACAAAAGCUAAUGGCAAUCAAUGAUCACAUAUUCCGUUAAAAUAUAAAAGAAAAUAUAAGAGCCUAUUUUGCACCUAUUAAGACAUGCUCUUUGAGAGCAGAGGAAAAUAUAAACCAUUAUUUUCUAAAAGACAACAAAAUAUCUGACUCACUUUAUACAGGUGUCUUAAACUACAAUGUAUGUACAUUAAGAUUUUGAUACCAUGUAAUUGUUGUAUAUGUAUGUUUUUCUUUAGAUCUAUUGUAAUUUUUGCAUUUGCUGCUACCAAAGUUUGAGGUAGGGUAGAGUUAGGUUAGAGUUAGAGUUAGGGGUUAGGAUAGGGCUUGGAGCAGGUUUGCUGCCAGACUCCAAAUAAACAGAUAAUAUUGCAUGACAACCUUGUAAGAUUUUCGGAGAAUGAGGGUUACCUUCUAGCCACUAAUUGUAAUUAAAGUGUUACAACAUGUAUGUACAUCAUACGUAAGUACUGUACAUUGUAUUAAAACAUUAAUGUAAGUACAUAAUAAUAAAAAAAUACCUUAUAUAAAGUGGGACCAAGGCUGAGUUCCAAGGCUGAAUUUCAUACCUCAAGGGAGAAAGACUAGGUUUCAAAUCACUAAAACAGUACACAUCCUACUCUGCUGUGUAACAAGUUAAUUUAUCUGUAAUGAAAAACAUUUCUUAUGGUCAUGUUUUUGGAAAGAGAUUUAGUGUGAAAAUUAAUAAUUUGCAGAAGUUAAUAAUGCAAUGCAGAAAUGCAAAAAUCAUAUUAUUUUUAAUGCUAUGCUCUUUGUUGAGGCCUACACAGGUUAUGUAUUUCUAUGGCUUCUUAUUGUGUCUUUGUUUUGCAAUUGUGAUAUUGUAAAGUCUAUGUAAAGCUGCUAAAUUUCUCACUGUAGCUUAUUUAAAUGACGCUUGCUAAGAAAUGUACCAUACACUCAAUAAACAGUAAAACAUCACUUUAUGGUAAGUAGAUAGCACAUUAAAUAAUAUUCAGUCAUGCAAGGCUAUUUUUCUGUUUUUCUUUUAUAACAGACAAUGCAAAAGAUAUUCAUGUUUUGAAAUGGCACAACUGAAUAAAAAGCUUUUUUUAUUUGUAUUAUUUUAAAAUUGUAAUGGACAGUCAUUGCAUUCAAAUUUUAUAUAUUUUUAGUAAGCCAUAUGUCAAAAGAAGCUAGGAGAGGCUUUUAGAUUUAAACGCCUGCCAAUGAGCUUCACAAUAGAAUAAUUGCUGUUGCUAUGUGGUUUACAGUAAU
Molecule: messenger RNA, 8244 nt
Organism: Myxocyprinus asiaticus (Chinese sucker)
Lineage: Eukaryota; Metazoa; Chordata; Actinopteri; Cypriniformes; Catostomidae
Product: urotensin-2 receptor-like
Exons: 3
Coding region: 413-1543 (376 amino acids)
Biological process (GO): neuropeptide signaling pathway; regulation of blood pressure; blood vessel diameter maintenance
Cellular component (GO): membrane
Molecular function (GO): urotensin II receptor activity
Source: RefSeq, a predicted model, not a curated record